CGCCAACCGCCAAGGCCGCAUCCGGCAUCUUCCCCCCUCCCCUCCAACUCGUUGACUCAGGCUUCCUCCUCCAAAACGCCCCACGCCCACCCCCACCCGCACCCCCACCCUCAUCCGUCCCUCCGCUGCUCUCAAAACUAUAAUCCAAGCACACCGACAUCCCAAGAAACCCUAAUCGGAGCGCCACGGCUCGGCAACGCAACGAGCUUCGAAAGUUUCGAUUUUCAGGUCGAAAUUGGUACCUUUGGUUUGUCGAGAGUUCAAGAUUACUUCAAGAAAAGGGCGUCCCUGGUGAUCUUUUUAUGCCCCUUUUCUUUUCUUUCGGUUGGAAGAGGAGAUGCUGCGGGGCGGAGGAGCCAACGGCGGGCUAGGUGGUGGGAGAUGCCUGCCGCCGGCAAUCGUGGCGGUCGUCGCCGUUCUUGCUGUCGUUGAUGGGGCCAUUGCCAUCUUGGCCUUCUUGCAGUUAUUGAGAAUUCACUUACGCAAUCGACAACUUGGCUGGACUCGCCAAAAGAUUUUCCAUCUCAUGAUUGGGUCAUACAACUUAGGUUACUUAACAUAUUUCAUAUUUACUCUUUUUGCUACUUGUUGGGAUUGGGGGUGCUGGUCACAUGGUUGUGGGUUUAUCUUGAUGGCCUGUCCUAAUAUUUUGUUUCUAGCUGCAUUCCUUCUACUUCUGUCAUUUUGGGCCGACCUGUGCCAUCAGGCAAAUGAUGAAGAUGAAGAAGAUGAUGAAAGUAGCUAUAAUGAAGCUUUGUUGGAAAGGUCAAAGACUAAGACGAGUUCAUUACAAACAGAUGGUCGUAGGAGAUGUUGCUCUUUCCGGACUACACAUGUUGGAAGCCGACAGAAGUUUGUGAUCUUGGUGAUUGCGCUGAUGUUUGUUUUUAUGAUUGCUUUUGCUCUCCUGAUUUGGGUUGGUAGAGCCAACAAUCCUAUUGAUUCUUCACUCAUGGCUAGGGUCUAUUUGGGCAUCUUUUCUGUGGCCAUCCUUCUACUGGGUUGUGCUUUGGCAUGCUAUGGACUACUGCUAUUCUCCAAAAUGAGCAACAUACGAUCUGAGAUGGCCUCAACGGAAAUGUGGAAGGUUGCAAGUUUGGCAGCUAUCACUCUCAUAUGUUUCACAUCAUCUGCUGUGCUAGCCCUUGUUACUAAUAUUCCUUUGCAGCUGCUUUCUUAUUGGCAUUCAGCACAUAUGGACAGCAUAAGCAGUUCAAUUCUAAUAUUUCUUUAUUACUUUAUAGGUUCAUCAGUGCCAUCAGGUUUUGUAUUGUGGGUCAUGAGAGAACUGCCUACUCAGCAGGCAGCUGAUAGACCAGAAGAAUCAAGAGUAGUGACAUUUGUCAGGGAAAGUCCGAUAGAUACCCAUAAUCUUCAGUGGAGGACUGCUGUCACGUCAUCACAGAAUAAGGCUCUCAAAGCAAGCCCCAUAUAACAACCUUGUGACCUCAUAAUUCGUAGCUGAUUUACAUGCGAACAGAGCAUUUCAGUUGAAGCUGCAACUAUCUGAACCAACAGAACAAGGGUGGUGAUUAGGCAUCGCACCAUUGCUCACUGCUUCCAUGCGGAUUGAUCACAAUGAUAUGGUAACAGGAGGGCAGAAGUAAUCAAGGAAUCAUCUACACCUUAUAAGCCGGAAUGCGAAUAACUGUAAUAUGUUGGCUGGCCCUGCAAGCAGGUUCUUGGUCAUCAAUUGACCAAGAACCAUUUUGGCGGAUGUUAUGUUGAACGCAACUUAAUAAUGUGUUUGAUCAAUAGCUCUUUUUUCCAAUUUUAGAUGUGAUCUAAUGUGCUAAUUUCAGUAUGUCACUCUGUUGAAAAUGUCGAGUUCACUGACUUCGGACUGCUUGAUUUGAGCCUGUGAUGUAAAACAGACCUAUUAUGAAGCUAGCUAACUUUAGAAA
Messenger RNA from Elaeis guineensis (African oil palm), 1904 nucleotides. RefSeq names its product protein TOM THREE HOMOLOG 1. Lineage: Eukaryota; Viridiplantae; Streptophyta; Magnoliopsida; Arecales; Arecaceae. The record is from RefSeq and is a predicted model, not a curated record.